Molecule: messenger RNA, 1818 nt
Organism: Chlorella variabilis
Lineage: Eukaryota; Viridiplantae; Chlorophyta; Trebouxiophyceae; Chlorellales; Chlorellaceae
Exons: 17
Coding region: 1-1818 (605 amino acids)
Biological process (GO): ribosomal large subunit biogenesis
Cellular component (GO): nucleolus
Molecular function (GO): RNA binding; GTP binding; GTPase activity
Source: RefSeq, a predicted model, not a curated record
AUGGUCCAGCACAACUUCAAGGCCAUGCAGGCGGUGCCGACUGCCAAGGACUUUAUCGACAUAGUGCUGUCCAAGACGCAGCGCGGCACGCCCACCGUGGUGCACAACGGCUGGGCCAUCCAGCGCAUCCGCCAGUUCUACACCCGCAAGGUCAAGUUCACGCAGCAGAACUGGCACGACAAGCUGACACAGAUACUGGACGACUUCCCCAAGGUGGACGACGUGCACCCCUUCUACUCAGACCUGCUCAACGUGCUGUACGACAAGGACCACUACAAGCUGGCGCUGGGCCAGAUCAACAUGUGUCGCAACCUCAUAGACCGCAUCUGCCAGGACUACGUGCGCCUGCUCAAGUACGGCGACAGCCUGUACCGCUGCAAGCAGCUCAAGCGGGCAGCGCUGGGGCGCAUGGCCACGCUGAUGAAGCGGCAGGGGCCCUCGCUGCAGUACCUGGAGCAGGUGCGCCAGCACAUGAGCCGCCUGCCCGCCAUCGACCCCAACACCCGCACCCUGCUGGUCUGCGGCUACCCAAACGUUGGCAAGUCGAGCUUCAUGAACAAAGUGACGCGCGCGGACGUCGAGGUGCAGCCCUACGCCUUCACCACCAAGAGCCUGUACGUCGGCCACACAGACUACAAGUACCUGCGCUGGCAGGUCAUCGACACCCCCGGCAUCCUGGACCGCCCGCUGGAGGAGCGCAACACGAUUGAGAUGCAGAGCAUCACGGCGCUGGCGCACCUGCGCGCCGCCGUGCUCUACGUGCUUGACAUCUCCGAGCAGUGCGGCUUCACCAUCAGGCAGCAGGCCACCCUGUUUCACUCCAUCAAGCCCCUGUUUGCCAACAAGCCCGUGCUCAUUGUGGCCAACAAGACCGACGUGGGCAAGCGCGUGGGCGACGUGGUGAACCGGAUCCACGUGGCUCAGCCAAAGCCGCGGGACGCCCUGCCCCGCCCGCCCGUCAUCCCGCCGGGGGUGGCGGCGGCGCGGGCGCGGCGCGACGCGGGCGACCGGCGGCGCACCGAGAAGGACCUGCAGGAGGAACAGGGCGGCGCGGGGGUGUACAACAGCGACGUGCGCAAGCUGUACGACCUCAAGGACCCGGCCUGGCGCUACGACAUCAUGCCGGAGAUCGUCAACGGCAAGAACGUACUGGACUUUGUGGACCCCGACAUCGAGGCGCGGCUGGAGGCGCUGGAGCGGGAGGAGGAGGCGUUGGCGGCGGCGGCGGCGGCGGACGCCGCCAUGGGCGAGGGGGAGGAGGAGGAGCUGACUGCGGAGGAGGCGGCGGCGCUGGAGGCGAUCCGACAGAAGAAGAAGAAGAUGGUGGCGGAGCACCGGCGCCGCAAGUCUGCGGGGAACAACUCGGCGCCGCUGCCGCGCGCCGUGGACCCCGAGCGCUCCCGCACCAAGGAGCGCAUGGCUCGGGAGCUCGGGGUGAUGGGUCUGGACGCAGGCGCGGCGGCGGAGCGCGCGACGCGCUCCCAGAGCCGGCGCGGGCGCUCGCUGGUGCGCAAGCGCGGGCGCAGCGCGGCGGCAGACGCCGAGAUGGCGGAUGCAGAGGCGCCCAAGAAGCGCAUCCACAGCAGCAAGUCGCGGUCUAUGUCCCGAGGCCGCGCCCUGUCGCUGGCGGCCCCCGACUCUUCCAAGGGCCUGCGGGACGCCAGCCAGCGCAACAAGGCAAUCAAGAUGGCGGACAAGGCCCAGUGGAAGAUGGGGAAGCUGGCAAAGAAGGGGGAGGGGGACAGGCACAUCCCAGACCUCAAGCCCAAGCACCUGUUCAGCGGCAAGCGCCCCAAGGGAACCACCGACCGGCGGUAG